AUGACGCAACCAUCGGCGUCCCAGAAAAAUCCAGACCUACCUCCCGAUUCAUCACAACAUAAUAUCGCUGACGAGCAAGAUAUCAUCCAAUUUUUCCAAUCCCAUCAUUUGUCGCAAUAUACCGACCGGUUCCUCGAGGAAGGAUUCGACCAAAUACGAUCGUUGUACGAAGUGACUGAAUCCGAUUUAAUUUACAUGGGCUUGAUUCAACGAGCCAUUGCAAAUGCGAAAGGCGUGCCACCCAUGGCGCCUUUGAUUAUUGAUUAUGGUUUCGGUGUAGUAAAUGAUCAACCUUAUGGAAAUCCCAUUGUCUACGCGAAAUUCAAUUCUCAAGUCGAGCAAACGCCUCCACCGGCCGUACACACGACAAGCAGCGGGUUAUCUUCCAAUGAGGACGAUGGGAGUGCUGGUGAAAGUACACCAUCUCGGACGUGGAAGAGAAAGUAUCAGCGACAUCCUAAACCGGAUCAGCACGCGCCUGUCAAACCGUCGUCCGCCUAUGUCAUGUUUUCCAACCAAGUGCGAGCGGAAUUAAAAGAUCAGAACAUGUCGUUUACCGAGCUGGCGAAAAUUGUCGGCGAGCGAUGGAAACAUCUCAGUCCUACCGCCAAAGAACGUUACGAACGCAACGCCAUGCUGAAAAAAGAAGAAUACAUCAUUGCAAGAGCAAAAUACGAACAAACCCAGGAAUAUCAGGCCUACCAAGACUACCUGGACUCGUUUCGUGCCAAACAUGAAGGAUCCGGCCGUUCAGGUAAAACGAGAACUUCAGCUUUGUAA
Molecule: messenger RNA, 780 nt
Organism: Radiomyces spectabilis
Lineage: Eukaryota; Fungi; Mucoromycota; Mucoromycetes; Mucorales; Radiomycetaceae
Product: high mobility group box domain-containing protein
Exons: 5
Coding region: 1-780 (259 amino acids)
Biological process (GO): regulation of gene expression
Cellular component (GO): nucleus
Molecular function (GO): protein binding
Source: RefSeq, a predicted model, not a curated record